AUGGAGGUGUCCUGCAGCAUUGCUGACAAGCCACAGACAUUUGACUACUUCACAGAGCGUUACUACCACCAAUAUGUAGUGAGAAACUGCAAAGGGGUAGAAGAUAAUAAUUGUAGGCUGUUGGUGCACAGCAAUGGGUUGUGUGUAUUAUGCCUGGACGGGUCACAUGCUGCUAUUCAGUCGCAUCGUAAGGGUUUGUGUACAGACGAGGAAUUAGAUGCAUC
Molecule: messenger RNA, 224 nt
Organism: Trypanosoma cruzi
Lineage: Eukaryota; Euglenozoa; Kinetoplastea; Trypanosomatida; Trypanosomatidae
Exons: 1
Source: RefSeq, a predicted model, not a curated record